Molecule: messenger RNA, 811 nt
Organism: Ricinus communis (castor bean)
Lineage: Eukaryota; Viridiplantae; Streptophyta; Magnoliopsida; Malpighiales; Euphorbiaceae
Product: 40S ribosomal protein S18
Exons: 4
Coding region: 106-564 (152 amino acids)
Biological process (GO): translation
Cellular component (GO): small ribosomal subunit; ribosome; cytosol
Molecular function (GO): structural constituent of ribosome; RNA binding
Source: RefSeq, a predicted model, not a curated record
AAUGCAUCAUCACACCACAUCUAGGGUUUUUGGGACUUCUUUCACUAUCUCUGGACUUAGCCGCCGCAUAGAGAAGCGAGCUUCUCCAUAUUCGAAACCCUAGCCAUGUCGUUGGUAGCAAAUGAAGAUUUUCAACACAUUCUUCGUGUUUUGAACACGAACGUCGAUGGGAAACAAAAGAUUAUGUUUGCCCUAACCUCAAUCAAAGGUAUUGGUCGCCGUUUCGCAAACAUUGUCUGCAAGAAAGCUGAUGUCGACAUGAACAAGAGAGCCGGUGAGCUCUCAGCUGAAGAGCUUGACAAACUUAUGGUGAUUGUUGCUAAUCCCCGCCAAUUCAAGAUUCCAGAUUGGUUCCUUAACAGGCAAAAGGACUACAAGGAUGGCAAGUACUCUCAAGUUGUAUCCAAUGCCUUGGAUAUGAAGCUGAGAGAUGACCUUGAGCGGUUGAAGAAGAUCAGAAACCACCGUGGUCUUCGUCACUACUGGGGUCUUAGGGUGCGUGGUCAACACACCAAGACCACUGGCCGCAGGGGAAAGACUGUUGGUGUCUCCAAGAAGCGAUAAACUGGUUCUACUUUUUGGGUGUUUCCUGGAUUUCUUGAUCUUUUGAGCGAUCUUAAAGUUUUCUAUUUCGAAAGAACUUAGCAUGUCUUAGAAUUUUGAUGUCAGUGCAGUUGCCUUUUUGUAAUGUGGAGUUUACUUAUUGCAUUUACUCAGUUGGAUGCACUCAAUAUUUUCUCCUAAUAGUUUUUUGAAAAGACAUUUUGAUUUUUGAUCUUAGAGAUCAAAUGCAUAUCCAAAGUUUUCUGAA